Messenger RNA from Thrips palmi, 6375 nucleotides. Its product is annotated as fibrillin-1. Gene Ontology annotation, molecular function: calcium ion binding. The transcript has 17 exons. Bases 313 to 6375 code for a protein of 2020 amino acids. The record is from RefSeq and is a predicted model, not a curated record. Lineage: Eukaryota; Metazoa; Arthropoda; Insecta; Thysanoptera; Thripidae.
UGCGAGCACGACUGCCGAGUGGUCCGGGGCCGGGCAGUGUGCCGCUGCUACCCUGGCUACCUCCUCGGCGCCUCCAACCGCUGCACUGACGUGGACGAGUGCCUGCUGCGCAACGGCCACGGCCCCUGCCAGGACACCUGCAGCAACACGGACGGCGGCUACCAGUGCUCGUGCGCGGGGCUGCCGGGCACACGGCUGGCCGCCGACAACCACACCUGCGAGGACGUGGACGAGUGCGCCGCGGACAACAACGGCUGCUCGCACACCUGCCUCAACACCAUCGGCUCGGCCUUCUGCCUCUGCCCCGAGGGCAUGGUGCUGCACUCGGACUGGAAGACGUGCGUCGACGUGGACGAAUGCCAGGACGCGGCGAUAGCGGCACGCUGCCCCAACGGCUGCACCAACACGCCGGGCUCGUUCGUGUGCAACGAGGGCGAAGCGCCUGCCGCCAAGGAGCCCGCGGACGGCGCGCCCCGCGACGAGGACGACGACGAGGACCGCGAGGACGAGCACUCGCCCAAGGACAAGGAUGCGCGGCAGUGUGAGCCCGGAUACCGCCGCGACGACGCGGGCGUCUGCAAAGACGUGGACGAGUGCUCGGAGCAGGACACGCAGUGCUCGCACGAGUGCCUCAACGAGCCGGGCUCCUUCUCCUGCUCGUGCCCCAACGGCUACGACCUGGCCGAGGACGAGGCCACGUGCGAGGACGUGGACGAGUGCGCCGAGCCGGACCACGGCUGCUCGCACUCGUGUGUCAACCAGGUGGGCAGCUACCGCUGCGAGUGCCCGCCGUCGUGGGCCUUGUCCGGGGACCAGCGAACCUGCAGCAAGGAGGAGGGGUGCCAGGACGCGGGCUGCUCCCACUCGUGCCUCGUGGUGGAGGGCCGACCAGCGUGCCAGUGCCCCGGGGGGCUGCACCUGUCCGACGAGGACCCCCGGCGCUGCGUGGACCUCGACGAGUGCGCGGCCGGCAACGGCGGCUGCUCCCACCAGUGCGUCAACGAGCAGGGCAGCUUCCGCUGCCAGUGCCCCGACGGCUACUGGCUGGACGACGACGAGCGCACGUGCGUGGACGUCAACGAGUGCGAGGAGGACAACGACGUGGAUGGCGGCGGCGCGGCUGCGUGCAGCGACCACUGCGUCAACACGGAGGGUAGCUUCUUCUGCGGCUGCCCCGAGGGCUCUGUGCUGGCCGCCGACAAGAAGACGUGCGAGGUGGCGCACGGCGCCGACCGCUGCCCACAAGACCACGGCUGCUCUCACGCGUGCGUCAAGGCCGCGGACAGCGGGGCCGCCGUGUGCGAGUGUCCGGCUGGACUGUCGCUCGCGGCGGACCUCAAGACCUGCCAGGACGUGAACGAGUGCGAGGAGCUGCGGCCGUGUGAGCAGCACUGCGUCAACGAGCUGGGUAGCUUCAGGUGCUCCUGUUCCCCGGGCUUCGCGCUCGAGGCGGACGGCCGGCGCUGCCGCGACGUGGACGAGUGCAUCGAGGCCGAGACGGAGGAGUCCCGGUGCUCGCACGAGUGCGUCAACACGCCGGGAGCGUACCACUGCGAGUGCCCCGCUGGCCAUCGCCUCGGCCAGGACGGCCGCACGUGCGAGGACGUGGACGAGUGCACGUCGGUGACGGCCGAGGGGGAUCCGACGUGCAGCCACGAGUGCGUCAACGAGCCCGGCUCGUUCCGCUGCAAGUGCCCCGCCGGGCUGCGGCUGCAGGGGGACGGCCGCUCGUGCGCGGACGUGGACGAGUGCCUCGAGCCCAACCACGGCUGCUCGCAUGCCUGCGACAACUGGGUGGGCAGCUACCGGUGCACUUGUCCGGAGGGUCUUCAACUAGCGGCGGACGAGCGCACCUGCGAGGACGUGGACGAGUGCCUGGGCGUGGAGCACCGCUGCUCCCACGAGUGCGUCAACCAGCAUGGCGGGUAUCGGUGCGCGUGCCCGAAGGGCUUGGCCCUCGGCGCGGACAACCGCACCUGCGAGGACGUGGACGAGUGCGCACAGGCCAACGCCGUGCGCGAGGACCCCGUCGACGCGCCCUGCCAGCACCGCUGCUUCAACCUGCCGGGCUCCUACCGCUGCGAGUGCGAGGACGGCUACCGCGCGGACCCGGAAGACGCCACCAAGUGCCUGGACGUGGACGAGUGUGCCGUCGGCAACGGAGGCUGCUCCCACGAGUGCCGCAACCUGCCGGGCGGAGUGGAGUGUGUGUGUCCGACCGCCUUCGCCAUGCAGCCCGACGACCGCACCUGCCUGCCCCACAACGGCUGCCUCGUGGACAACGGGGGCUGCGCGCACGAGUGCCACUUCAACGGCACGCUGUACUGCCUGUGCCGCGAGGGCUUCGCGCUGGACGCGGCUUCGGGCCGGCUCUGCGAGGACGUCGAUGAGUGCGCCGCGGAGGACCACGGCUGCGCCCACCACUGCAUCAACACGCAGGGGUCCUUCCGCUGCGAGUGUCGCCACGGCUUCGCCUCGCCGCCGGGCCGGCCCCACGACUGCACGCCCCUGACGACGACCGCGGCCCCUGGUGACCCCUGCGCGGACCGCGGCGGCUGUGCCCACAGCUGCACGGUGGUGUCGGGCGGCGCGCGCUGCGGCUGUCGGCCCGGCUUUCGCCUCAGCGAGGAGGACGGCCGCACCUGCGAGGACGUGGACGAGUGCUUGCAGAGCGACGACGAGGACGACGGCGACGCGGGCAGCGGCCGGCUGUGCGCGCACGCUUGCGUCAACACCCCUGGCAGCUACCACUGCACGUGCUCGCCGGGCCACGCCGCGCCACAGGACGACCCGCACGCCUGCGAGGACGUGGACGAGUGCGCCACGCCGGAGCGCGGUGGCUGCUCCUACGAGUGUGCCAACACGGUUGGCAGCUACCGCUGCACCUGCCCGUCGGACCACCGCCUGCUGGCCGAUGGCCGGACCUGCGUGCCGCUGCUGCUGGACCACUGCCUGGACAACAACGGCGGAUGCUCGCACCGCUGCCGCAGCACCCCGCACGGCGCGGCCUGCGAGUGUCCAGACGGCUUCCACCUGGACCCGGCCAACAACAGCACGUGCCUGGACGUGGACGAGUGCGCACUGGACAACUUCGCCUGCUCGGACGAGUGCGUCAACACGCAGGGCAGCGCGUACUGCCUCUGCCCGCGUGGCCUGCACCUCGCCGACGACAACAAGACCUGCGAGGAGGUGGAUCCCUGUCGCCAGAACAACGGUGGAUGCUCCCACAAGUGCGUUACCGACGACGAGAACAAGAGCUUGGCGCGCUGCUCGUGCCCGCCGGGGUACCGCCUGCUGCCGGACAAGCUGGUCUGCGAGGAGGAUCGCUGCUUCACCGACAAUGGCGGCUGCUCCCAUCACUGCGCCAGCUCGGCGGGGGCCGCGACGUGCUCGUGUCCGGAAGGCCUUGCGCUGCAAGACGACCGCAAGACCUGCCUGGCGACGGACGGCUGCACCGCGCACAACGGCGGCUGCUCGCACGCGGCGGGCUCGCGGGACGCGCAGUGCCGCUGUCCGGAGGGCUGGCUGCUCGACGACGGCGGCAAGACUUGCCGUGUGCGCGACCCCUGCGCCGCGGACAACGGCGGCUGCUCGCACAAGUGCGCGCACGCGGAGGGCGUCGUGUCGUGCUCGUGUCCGCGCGGCUGGGAGAUGACCGGCGACAACAAGACGUGCGUCGCCAGCAAGGGCUGCGGCCUGGACAAUGGCGGCUGCUCGCACACGUGCGUCGAAACCAAGGACGAGGUGGCGUGCAGCUGCCCCGAGGGCCUGGUCCUGGCCGACGACGGCCUGCUCUGUGAGGUGGAGUCGUCCCCGGACGACCCCUGCGCCGACGGCAAGGCCCGCUGCUCGCACAGCUGCGUGGUGGUCCUGGCGGCGGCGCAGUGUCGGUGUCCUCCCGGCCUGCGGCUGGCGGCGGACGCCAGGACUUGUGUCGAGCUGCGGCGCUGCGACGUGGACAACGGCGGCUGCUCGCACAUCUGCCGCACGCCCUCCAGCGCCGACGGCAACGUGACGUGCGCGUGUCCGCCGGGGAAGCACCUCGGCGACGACGCCGCCACCUGCGUGUCUCAGCGCAGCUGUCUGAUGGACAACGGCGGCUGCUCGCACGACUGCGCCGACAGGGAGGACGGCGACGUGGAGUGCGCCUGCCCGGAGGGCUGGGACUUGGACGAAGACGAGCUGGGCUGCCACCGCUUGGAGGGCGUCGGCCAGUGUGGCGAGGACAACGGCGGCUGCUCGCACAACUGCUCCAUCUCCUCGGCGGGCGAGCCCGUGUGCUCGUGCCCCCCAGGCUACGCGCUGGACCGGGAGGACGCCGCCACCUGCAAGGACGUGGACGAGUGCGCCGCCGAGGAGGCGGACUGCUCGCACAUCUGCGAGAACACCCCCGGCAGCUACCGCUGCUCGUGCCCGGCCGGCUUCCGUCUCCAGGACGACGACGUGACGUGCAGGGACAGGGACGAGUGCUCGGUGGGCAACGGCGGCUGCUCGCACUCGUGCACCAACACGCCGGGCAGCUUCUCGUGCGGCUGCCCCGCCGGCCUGGCGCUGGACGCGCAGCGGCGGUCCUGCGGCGACGUGGACGAGUGCAGCCGCGCCAACGGCAACUGCUCCCACCUGUGCAUCAACAUGCACGGCAGCUACCGCUGCAGCUGCCCCGUCGGCCUGCGCCUCGCGCCCUCCGGCAGGGACUGCGAGCGGCCCCAGCCCUGCCCGCGGGGGUGGCGGCCCGUCACCGCGGAGCGCCCCCUCGACGAGGACGAGCAGGACGACCAGGGCCCGAAGGGAGAACCGGGCUGUGAGGACAUCAACGAGUGCGCGGCCGACCACGGAUGCCAGCAGAUUUGCAUCAACACGCGGGGGUCGUACCGUUGCGAGUGCUUUGACGGGUACCUCCCCAUGGGCAAGCGCUGCGUCGGCUUCGGCGUGACCAUGCCCCCCUCGCCACCACCGCCCCCUCCGCGGACGACCGCGGAGCACGCCACCAGCACCAUGACGGGCACUACUGAGCGCACAGCGCCAUCAACUACAUCUACCACCACCACACACUCCACGACAACCUCAACCACCACAACUACUCCGGGGACGCCAGUCAGCUCGGAGAGCACCACCCAGAUGGUGCCCACCACCACCAUGUCGACGAUGGCCCCGUCGACGACCUCCGUCGCUACCAUGGCGCCCCCCACCAGCCCAUUCCCUCCGCCCGCACUGCCCCCAUCCCCGUCCACGGAGGCGCCCCUAGACAGCACCGGGUUCCAUAUGACGUCGCCGAAGACGCCGCGCUUCGCAGUGCCCACGUCGUCCAGCACCGUGACGUACAGGGAGUCCGCCACGAGCGAGGACGAGCUGGUGGUGAUCGAGUCGCGUGGCCACAAGGGCUGCCCCGCGCUGCCGGCUCCUCCCGGCGGAGAGGUGCGCUGCCCCGGGCUGGGUGCGGGGCCCGUGUACCCCUUGGGGGCGCAGUGCUCCUUGCGCUGCCCCAGAGGCUACCACUUGUCCGGACCUCUGACCAGAGUCUGCCUGCCCAGCGGCCAAUGGAGCACGCCGUCAGCCGCGUGUGUCGCCGCCCCGGCGCCCUGGAUCCGCUGCCCGCCUGCCAUCGACGUGGAGGUGCCGGCGUCGCGCGAGAGGGCCGUCGUCAACAUCCCCCGGCCGGCCUCCAACGUGGACUGGUGGAGGCACGUCGAGACCGUGCCGGUGUGGGGCAAGCGCCUGUCCGCCGAGCUGGGCCCGGGCUCCUACACGGUGUCCUUCAUCGCCACCAGCCCCGUGAGCAACGCCACGGCGGCCUGCUCGCUGGCCAUCCUUGUCCGAGACUUGGAGAAGCCCCGCGUGUGGCGCUGCCCCCUGUCCUUCGAGGUGCACCUGUCCGCCGGCGAGCUGUCACGCGCCGUGUCCUGGGUGGAGCCUCACUUCACCGACAACGUCGGCGUGGAGGCCGUGUUCCGGACCAAGGACCCCGGGACUCUCUUGGCGCCGGGCCUGCACUACGUCACCUACCUCGCGAGGGACGCGGCGGGCAACAGGGCCAGCUGUCACUUCAGCAUCGGCGUCAGAGAGUCCACGUUCCCCUUCACGAGGAGCGCCCAGCGGAGGGUGGGCUACCACAACUACCAGAGCUACCAUGCGCACCACGCCUACCACGCGCGGCCGGCGGACAGGGAGCCGUGUCCCAGAGGGACGACGCUCAGGCGGCAGCCGCUUGGCCCAUCCGGAUGGGGGCUGACGCCGCUGACGCCGUUGACGCCUGUUGCAGGACACCGCGUGCGGCACCACCACGGCAUGGGCACGGCCUGGGAGGAGCGCCGCCGCCGCCUCGCGCAGUACCACCUGGACCAGCUGCGGAAGCUGGACGUGCGCGAGUGUCCUUGA